UCAAAAUUUAUUUUCAACUGAAAUUUUGUUUUUCUAACAACUAACGCGGAUAGAAGAAUUUGUAAUUGAAAAAGUGUUUAAAUUGGAAAAAAUAGUGAUAAAAUCAUUAAAAAUUUUACAAAACGACACUUUAAAUAACAGAUAAAAGAAUAAGCGUAAUUAAAAACAAAAAAGUAUAAAAUUUAAGAUUUAUUUUAAUAAAAAUACAUAUAAGCAAUAAAAAAAGCGAAAAAAAAAGAAAAUGUCGCUGUACGAUGAUGAAAAACAAGCCAUGCAAUUGCUUACCCAAAAAUAUGUAGAUAAAUUAACCGGCAUUUGGGAACAAAUAUUUCAUCCUGACACAUGCCGCGAGAAUUUACGCAAACUAGUAGAUCAUGCCACCUAUUUCUAUGGCGAACUGGUGGAAGAGUCCUUGUCACGUAAAACUUUUAUAGAAAACGAAAUUAACGAUUUGAAAAAAGAAGCAGAAAAUUUAAAGCGUUUACUAAAGACCGAUGUACAACUGCCCAGCUAUGAAGGUAAUGAAGUGCCGUUAUUAAUAGUGCAAUCGGAAUUGGAUAAAAGUCUAGAGGAUCUGAGGGAACAAUUAAGAUUGCGUAAGGAACAAAUCUGUGAGUUGUUGUUGGAACAGGAGGCUUUAUGCGAGGAAAUAGGAGAACCGCCACGUGCUUUAUUAGCCGAUCCUUUGCCGACCGCAGAAGAAAUUGAAAAUUUCCGCAAACACUUGGAAUCAUUGAGGGAAGAAAAAGUAGAACGCAUGAAUAAGGUCUCUAGCAUGCGCAGAGAAAUUAAAAAUUUCUUACAGAUUUUGGAUUUAAAAGUAAGUACUGAACAUGAGGAUCGUUUGCUAAAUCAUAGACAAAUCAAAAUGAAUAAGGAAACAUUUGAGGGUUUGAAACGUAUGCAUGAUUUGUAUGGUGGUCAGGUUAAGGAAUUACGUGACACUAUACAGGGCAUGCGCAACAAAUUAGAUACUUUGUGGGAUCGUUUGAAAACUUCACCCAAUACCCGGCACAAGUUUAAUCGUUAUAAUGACUAUAAUCAACACACCUAUGAUGUAUUCUACACUGAGUUGCAGAGAUGCGAAACAUUGAAAAGUCAAAAUAUUAAACUAUUUGUGCAGCAAAUACGUGAUGAAAUAACAAAAUGGUGGGAAAAGACUCUUAAGUCGGAAGUACAAAAAAAUCGUUUUUCAAAUUUCACUUCUACCUGUUACACAGAUGAUUUAUUGGUUUUGCACGAAAUGGAAUUGGAGGAUUUGAAGUUGUACUAUGAGACUAACAAACAGAUAUUUGAGUUAUAUGCCGAUCGUAAUAUUUUGUGGGAUCGUAUGAAUGCUUUAGAAGCUAAAGCCUCAGAACCAGGCAGAUAUAACAAUCGUGGUGGCCAGUUGUUAAAAGAGGAAAAAGAGCGCAAAACUAUAGCCACCAAGUUGCCAAAAAUCGAGCAGCAAAUCUGUGAGCUGGUAAGGCAAUAUGAGGCCAGAGAACAUGCUCCGUUUUUGGUGUAUGGCGAGAAUAUAAUCGAUGUUAUGGCAGCGCAAUGGGAUCAAAAACGUCGUGAUAAAGAGCUAUUGCAGUCGGCUAGAAAAAAUGCCGGUAAACCGGCUACAAAUACAGCAUCUAAAACUAAUUCUACCAUGAGAACUCCUUUGGGCAUGAAAAAUGCUUCUUCGGUAAGUUCUUUAAGAAAAACUCCCUCCACUACUUCAUUGGCUUCCAACACAGCGGCUGCUUCUUCACAAAAACGAAAACUUAAUCCCACAGAACGACAAACACCUAUAGCUAAACGCUCCCUUAUGCAGGCCUUAAAUAGUCCCAGUGUUUUUCUCAAACCCUCUACCAGUAAAAAUAAUAUACAACAUUCCACCAAUAGCAGCUCAGUGCAUUCAAGUAGUAAAUCUACUAAACUCAACAAAUCAGGUACAAGUUUUAAAUCACCUAUGAAAAAAACCAAACUAAUAGCCACCACUAUACGUCGGCGCAGUGGCAGACUAAGUGGUCACAAUAUGAAAAAAAGACGUUCCAUGAAUAAAACUCCCUCUGCGGCCAAGACAAUACCGAAAAUUGUUGUUAACAAUUGCCCCUCGGAUGGUUAUAGCACCGAUUACAAUGCCGACGAUACUUAUGACUCAUUUCAGAAAUACAUCGAACCAGCCUCACGUUCAUCGAUCAUACAAAAUGUCAGCCUUAGCAGUGAUUCUUCGCGCACAAAACGUAUGCAGAAAAUAGUAGAUGAUGAAAAUACUCGUUUAGCUAAACUACCCCGGCCCCGAGUGACAAAUCGUACUCCCUCCAAACAACAUGCUAGCUUUUCGAAUCUAACCCGCACACCCACCCAUAAUAAUCAUCAUUCACCGGCUUCUUGCGCUACGACUGGACGUAAAUUGACUACGAAAAACUUGCCCAUUAUUAUUUAAGUAUUAUUUGAUUAUUUAGUUCUUUUGUGUAUUGUUUUAUGAUUUUAUUUUUUAUUGGUGUUAGGUUUAAUUUGUAAUUUUGUUUGUGCUGCUUAUUUUAACUGGAGUUUAAAGAGGAAAACUUGGUUCGUUUAAUUAUACAAAAAGAUCUCUGAAAAUUUUUACAAAAAUUAACUUGAAAUUUGUUCAAAAUUUGUUGCAAAUCUUAAAA
Molecule: messenger RNA, 2630 nt
Organism: Lucilia cuprina (Australian sheep blowfly)
Lineage: Eukaryota; Metazoa; Arthropoda; Insecta; Diptera; Calliphoridae
Product: protein regulator of cytokinesis 1-like
Exons: 1
Coding region: 242-2419 (725 amino acids)
Biological process (GO): microtubule cytoskeleton organization; mitotic spindle midzone assembly
Cellular component (GO): cytoplasm; spindle; mitotic spindle midzone
Molecular function (GO): microtubule binding
Source: RefSeq, a predicted model, not a curated record